UAAUUCAGCUUAUCAGAACUGCAGAGGUCUCGGGUUCGAAACCCUCUUUUCCUAAAUCCCCAAUUUUUUUUUCCCCCGUUUCCGAAUCUCUUGCCGGCGGGCGUUUCCCAUGAAUUCAGGCGACCAAGUUCCCCGGAAGUCGAAGCGGAGGUUCCAACCAAGACCUCCGAAGCCUUCUCUCCGGCCGAUUGCUCCAACCUCAAAAACCGAAGCUGAGGCUGAGGAGGAAGAGAAUAGAAAAGCAGCUCGACAAUUAGCCAAACGUAUCGGCACUGGCCAGAGGAGACCCAAAACCGAAACGAAAGCUUCUUCUCCUGAAGUUGCAUUCCAACCAAGCUUGUCAUCACUUGCAAUAAGGUCGUUUAGUGUUCCUAAAGAAGAUGACAAGCCCAGUUCUGAUGUAUAUCCCUCUUCUUCUGCUGGUAUUCUUCCUCCUGUUUCGUCUAUUACUCCCCAAGAAGAUGAAGAGGAGGUUCAUAAUUUGGUUACAAGAACUGGGGAAGACUACGUUGAACCUUGGGAUUAUAGAAACUCAUACUAUCCUACCGUUCUUCCAUUGAGAAAGCCUAACUCUGGUGACCCAGAACUUCUUGACCAGGAGGAAUUUGGGGAAGUGGCUAAACACCGUGAUUAUGAGGAGAACACCAUCAACUCAGCAGAAGAACUCGGUCUGACAUCGGUGCAACACUGCAAAAAUCAGAUGUUUUUCUUUAAGAUCCCGGACUGUCUCCCUGUAAUGAAGCAAUCGACAGGAGCAACCACCAAGAGAUCAGUACGGGAGUAUAGUUCAGGGAGAAGCAACCCAUUUGAAGGUUUACCAGAGGGAUUCAUGGGCAAAAUGCUGGUUUACAAGAGCGGUGCUGUCAAGUUGAAACUUGGAGAUGUCCUCUUUGAUGUCUUACCAGGUCCGAAUGCAAAAUUCCAUAAUGAUGUGGCAGCAAUCGACACCAAAGGGAGGAACUGCUGUCGCAUUGGUUCUUCAGCCAAGUUUGUGACUGUUACUCCCGAUGUUGAGGCUCUUUUGAACUCUGCUUCAGACAUGGAAACACACAAGUGAAGGUUGUUCUGGAUAUAGCAGGUCCUGUUCAUACAAGGAUGUGAAAAGCGUAGUAUUGACCACUUAGAUUCUGUAACUACAACCUAAUCUUCAGCCAUGAUCGUAAAAACUCUUCUUGUUGUCUUCUUCUGUAGUAAGAGAUUCACAUUCGGGAUAAAAGAAAGCUUUUAACAUUUUGA
Molecule: messenger RNA, 1236 nt
Organism: Arabidopsis lyrata subsp. lyrata
Lineage: Eukaryota; Viridiplantae; Streptophyta; Magnoliopsida; Brassicales; Brassicaceae
Exons: 9
Coding region: 110-1057 (315 amino acids)
Biological process (GO): transcription by RNA polymerase III
Cellular component (GO): RNA polymerase III complex
Molecular function (GO): DNA binding
Source: RefSeq, a predicted model, not a curated record